AAAAAAAAAAAACAGUGUUGCCAAACAUUUGUAAACUUUUCUCCAAAGCUAUUAACAUACAAUUACCCUGCACCCAAAUGUCUUCCUCCGACGCUGAAGUUGACAUCAGUGUGGUGUCCAGCCCCGAACCUAGUCCGUCGGGCUGUGGUGGCAAUGGACGCGACACGCCACUGCGUUCCGCUUCGCCAGCACGCUCCAACGGCAGUACACCAACUUCCACAUCAACACCAACCACAGCUGCUGGCACACCCACAUCAAGCGCACAUUUCCACAGUCCGACCACGACAGCAUUGGCCGCAGUGCCGCCGACGGUGUUGCAUCAUCAUCUGCAACAUCAUCUCAGCAGCUUAAGUGGUCAUCCGGUAGCGUUGCAUCAUGCGCUCCACACUUUCGGUCAUCUACAUCCCGCUUAUCCAGCACAUCAACAGUUGUUGCAACACGCCGCUGUCACACCGACGGCUGGUCAAAUCGCCAUGGCUUCAGCGGCUGUGGAUCGUCUUAGUCCGCCGGCAAUGGCUGCUAUGGCGCCACAUUCACCCGAACGCAAUGGCAGCGAUGAGGUUACCUCGUUGACGGGUCACAAUAAUAAUCACAAUAACAAUAAUAAUAGUAAACUUUUGAAUCACAAUCAUAAUAGUGAUAGUAAUGGCAGUAGUCAGAAUAUGGCGUCGAGUCGUGGCGAGGCGAAUUGUGGGUCAGCGGUGGGUAGUGGCAAGGCGACUACAGGCAAUGGUUUUACAAGUUUUUCCAUAUCGAGCAUUCUUAGCCGUAGUGAACCGACGAAAAAAAGUGGCGGUAGUCAUAACGGUCCGACGUUGAUCACGCCCAUACCGCAGCUGCCACAAGCAGGCGUAGGUGGACCACAGGAUGCGGCAAUGUUGUCGAGAUUGGGUUUCAUAUCACAAUGGGGCGCUCUAGCUGGUCGCUAUGCAGCGCUGUGUCCGCCCGGUUGGCCUUGGGCGCCGCAACGUAUGCCUUUCCACAGUCCCACACAUGACAGUUCCUCAACGAAUACAACAGAAAAUCCUUCCUCGCCCACAUCGCUCAGCCCCAACCAUAUUGGCGGCAGCAGUGCUGGCGGCAGUGCCAACAAUCACGGCAACGGUGGCAACAAUGGCAACAGCAAUGGUAACAAAUCGCCCUCGCCACACGGUUACAGUCAUAGUCAACAACAGCAUCCACACUUAGCACAUCCACACCAGCCUUCGACGCCUACCAGUAGUAGCGGCGGCAGCGGCGGGCAUCCACAUCUCAGCCAUCAUAGUUCACAUUCGAAUUCCAGCUACUUACUGCCCAGCAGCUCGAACGAGUCGGACGAUGACGGUGAAGAGAUUAUUGAAGAGGACGACGGCAAUGACGGGCCUUCGGAUGGUUCGUCGCCACAAGGCGGUGAUGCAAAUCAGUCGAAACGUAAGAAGAAGACACGCACAGUCUUCUCGCGUGCACAAGUCUUUCAGUUGGAAUCCACAUUCGAUCUGAAACGUUACCUCAGCUCAUCGGAGCGUGCCGGUUUAGCAGCCUCGCUACGUUUAACUGAAACACAAGUGAAAAUAUGGUUUCAAAAUCGACGCAACAAAUGGAAACGUCAGUUGGCGGCAGAGUUGGAGGCAGCCAACAUGGCGAAUAUGGCACAUGCCGCACAACGUUUAGUACGCGUACCAGUGCUAUAUCAUGAUGGCUCGGGUGCAGGUUUUGUGCCACCACCACCGCCACAUCAUCAUCCAAUGCAAUAUUAUGCAGCGGCUGCCGUGCGCAACAGCAGCCCACCACGACCGCCGCUCUCAUCGCUGGUAUAGGGCGUGGGGUGCCUGGCGGCUGCAGUGGGAUCGAACUGUGGCGGUCCCAUUUCACUGUUAAAGCCGUCAUAUGCUAACCAUGCGCCCAUAACACCAACACAGACAAGAUCAGACAUGCAUGAUAUGGACGAUUCGGAGCUGGAUGAGGAGGAGGACGAGGAAGAGGAAGCCGCAAUCGAUGUCGAAGCCGAUGGGGAUGAGGAAGAGUUGCGGCAUGAAAUGCGACAAACGCCACAAACGCCAAAUGGCACUACUACCAAAGACACCACGGCUUUCAGCACCACUAACGGUAAUGGCGCUGGUAGUGCUGGCGUGCGAAAGGCGACACCAUUCGAGCUGUUAGCGAAAAGUGUCAAUUGCCUGGAGAUGCACAGCAACACCGGUGGCAAGGAAGUGAACGUCAAUUACGUUGGCGUUGGGAGCAAUGAAAAUGGCGUUGAGAAAGUUGCUACAACGCAUAAAGUGUACUAAGUGGUUGGCAUGAGUAUGGAAGACGUGAGAUGCUGACUCGGGUGUGUUGUAAAUUUUUAUUGAGUCAUAGUAUUGAGAAUUGAAGAAUAAUUGGUUUCACAAACAAAGAAUUUCAUGAAAGUAAAAAACAAAAACAAAUAUUUUUUAAAGGGGCAAAAGUGUUGCUGGAAUGUGACACUGGAAAGGACAUUGUAAAUAAUUCAUCUUAACUGUCCUUUGUAAAAUAAAAACGUAUUAAAUAAA
Ceratitis capitata (Mediterranean fruit fly) is the source of this 2510-nucleotide messenger RNA. It is a transcript of the gene Hmx, whose product is annotated as homeobox protein Hmx. Gene Ontology annotation, biological process: regulation of transcription by RNA polymerase II. The transcript is spliced from 3 exons. Bases 78 to 1796 code for a protein of 572 amino acids. Gene Ontology annotation, cellular component: nucleus. Gene Ontology annotation, molecular function: DNA-binding transcription factor activity, RNA polymerase II-specific; RNA polymerase II transcription regulatory region sequence-specific DNA binding. Lineage: Eukaryota; Metazoa; Arthropoda; Insecta; Diptera; Tephritidae. The record is from RefSeq and is a predicted model, not a curated record.